UUACUCACAGUACACACACAUCCAUAUCAAUUAAGACGCUGCAUAUAAAUAGCCACCACUACACCUCCAUUCACUCACCACCAGAACAGAGCAAACCCCAACUUAGACAUACUCUUCUCUCCUCACACCCAUUUUCUCAUCUAGAUCAAAAAAAAACAAAAUGGCAUCUUUCAUUCCUAAACUCCUCCUACUAAUCUCUCUCUUCCAAUUAUCACUCGCCACCAGAAGACUCACCGAGUUAUUCAUACCACCCACUACACUCAUGCAAUACCACGACGGCCCUCUUCUCGUCGGGCAUAUCAAAAUCAAUCUCAUUUUCUACGGCAAAUUCACUCCUGCCCAGCGAGCCAUUGUUUCCGAUUUCGUCGCCUCGCUCUCUUCUCCCCCAGCUCAAAACGAGCCGUCGGUCGCCACCUGGUGGAAAACCACCGAUAAAUAUUACGAGAAAGCGAAAUCGAAGAAAUCCACCCUCUCUUUGGGCAGUCAAAUACUCGACGAGGACUACUCGUUGGGAAAAUCCCUCAACCAGAAACACAUCAAGCAGUUGGCGUCGAAGGGUGAUCAGAUGUACGCCAUCAACGUGGUUUUGACCGCCGCUGACGUACUUGUCGAAGGGUUUUGUAUGACUUGUGGCACCCAUGGGUCUUCGAAGAGUAGCGCCCCGAUAAACGGCAAGCACCAUAAGUACGCCUACAUUUGGGUCGGUAACUCGGAGACUCAGUGCCCGGGUCAAUGCGCUUGGCCGUUUCACCAGCCUAUUUAUGGACCACAGAACCCACCUUUGGUCGCGCCCAACCAAGACGUGGGUAUAGAUGGGAUGGUGAUCAACCUGGCUAGCCUAUUGGCCGGGACCGCCACGAACCCAUUUGGAAAAGGCUUCUACCAAGGGGAGGCUGGUGCUCCGAUGGAGGCCGCGUCGGCUUGUCCUGGGGUUUACGGCACGGGAGCAUACCCUGGCUUCCCGGGAAAUCUCUUGGUGGACGCUUCAACCGGUGCUAGCUACAAUUGCCAUGGUUCUAAUGGGAGAAAAUACUUGGUUCCGGCUAUAUUUGAUCCAACGACGUCAUCGUGUUCCACUUUAGUCUGAAUAAGAUGUUAAAAAAAAGUUUAUACGGACGAUAAAGCUACAGGGAAAAAAAUGUACUAACUCAUUCUUUAAUUUAUUGUGUAUAGUGUUACCAAAUCAUUUGAAUUAACGGUUGCACUAUUUAUGUGGUUCUAUAAAAAUUUUGCUCAAUAGCCAAUCUAUUUCAUUGUCCCGA
Molecule: messenger RNA, 1262 nt
Organism: Rhododendron vialii
Lineage: Eukaryota; Viridiplantae; Streptophyta; Magnoliopsida; Ericales; Ericaceae
Product: protein PHOSPHATE-INDUCED 1-like
Exons: 1
Coding region: 161-1087 (308 amino acids)
Source: RefSeq, a predicted model, not a curated record